Syngnathus acus (greater pipefish) is the source of this 2677-nucleotide messenger RNA. It is a transcript of the gene cpped1, whose product is annotated as calcineurin-like phosphoesterase domain containing 1. Bases 120 to 1055 code for a protein of 311 amino acids. NCBI's taxonomy places the organism in Eukaryota, Metazoa, Chordata, Actinopteri, Syngnathiformes, Syngnathidae. Gene Ontology annotation, molecular function: hydrolase activity. The record is from RefSeq and is a predicted model, not a curated record. The transcript is spliced from 6 exons.
GGCAUUGUAAUCGAUCACCGAUUGUCACCCCGGUUAGCUUCAGCGGCUGCUGCACCGUGACGAGAGGCUGGCUCGGCAAAUAACAACGGCUUUGAACAACUCUACGACCAGUGAAUUUAAUGGCUGGGACGGAAAAUAUCUUUCUCAGGGCAAAACAUAGAACCUUCCAUGGACUCGGUGAAGAUAUUGAGGAUGGGUGGACGGGGCCGUUCUACUUCAUCCAGGCUGCAGACCCGCAACUUGGCCUAAUGAAGGCAUGGCGGCAAGGCGACUCUAAAAGUGGAGGAGACGAAUGGGCAGAGGAAGUUGAGCUCACCAAACAAACGGUGGAAGCUAUGAACCAGUUACGCCCUCGGCCGAGGUUUAUGGUGCUGUGUGGAGAUCUGGUCCAUGCCAUGCCAGAAACCACUUUCAGAGAGGCUCAGGAACGAGACCUAAAGACGGCAUUGGAGGGGACCGACCCUUCGAUCCCGCUCGUGUUUGUCAGUGGCAAUCAUGACCUUGGAAACACGCCGACCCCCACAACAGUGGAGCAGUACUGCCGUACAUGGGGCGAUGAUUAUUUCAGCUUUUGGGUGGGUGGAGUCCUCUUCCUGGUUCUGAACUCCCAGUUGUUCUACGAUGCUUCUGCCUGCCCUCAGUUCAAGGAGGCUCAGGAAAAAUGGCUGGAGGAGCUUCUGAGCAAAGUCGCAUCCUCCUCUGCACCCAAACACAUCAUCGUGUUCCAGCACAUUCCUCUGUACAUAAAGAAUCCUGAUGAGGAAGACAACUACUUUAACCUACAGAUGGAAGUCAGACAAAAGCUGAUGGACCAAUUUAAGAGAGCUGGGGUGAAGGCAGUCUUCUCUGGCCACUAUCACCGGAAUGCAGGCGGUUGCCACGACGGCCUCGACAUGGUCGUGAGUUCCGCCAUCGGCUGCCAACUGGGCGAGGACCCGCACGGCGUCAGGGUGGUGGUAGUGACGGCCGACCGCGUGGUCCACCGAUACCACAGUCUGGAGCGCUUGCAAACAGGAGGGAUGGACGAGGACCUCAAGAAGCUCCUGCAGGCAUGAUGGUCUACCAAGGCGUUUCAUUCUAAUUUUAUUUUUUCCAAAUAAAUGUGCAAACAUUCAUUUUUUAUGCCCCGAGGUCUUACAGUAUCAACAUAUUUUUAUUCCGUUACAAGUCGAACGUAUUUCAAAUUCAGGUCAAUAUUAGAUUUGCCUGAAUUUAGAAUAAAAUGUUUUAAUAAUAAUUUCACAGUCACUAUUAUAAAAAUUAACUUUACCAUUACGAUUCACCCACUAAAGAAGAUGUUACCUGAGAAUGGCAACCAAUCACGGCUUGCCAUUUUCUACAGCUGAGCCGUGAUUGGUUGUGACCUGGCCACUGUGAUGUCAUUUUCAGUUGACAGCAAGUGGCAAAAUGGCCGCCCACUGAGAUGGAUAAAAACGUGAAUUUUUUUGUUUAACUCAUAGUCCACUAUCACAAAAUUAUUCAAAAUGGCGUUUUUAGACUAGUCGGGGCAUGACAUAUUCUUGUAAAUAAUUUUUUCUACUUUAAAACGCUAAAUGAUAUCUACAUUUUGAUCGUAUCCACUCCAAUUGAAUGAAAUGAGCAAAUCUGAUAACAAUUGCAACUCUAAUAUACAUACAGCAGCAACACAUACCAACAUCUCAUGUAAUAUUCAGAGGCAAAUAUUCUCUUUGCUCUGUGGGAACAACUAUUAAUAGAGCUUACAUAGUAGGGGACAUUCUCUGAAAUGCAAAACGUGAAUAUGUUGCCAACUCACUUGGAGACAGUUGUAGUGCUUGCAUUUUUAUACAACUCUAAAGGCCUGUUUUCUUUGCAAAUGGUACAACCGGUGGGAUAUUUGAAAUUUCAGCUUCCACUAUAUUGUGAAUUCCCCAUCGAGGAGUCACUGACUACAAAAUGUGCCACAUUAGACCAAGAAAUUGGAUUGUCAUUAAGUGGCGCUAAAUACUGGUGCUUUUUGUGUCAUGGCAUUGUACAAUUUUUUUUGGCAAUGUGAAGCGCAGCUACGAGUCACACACGUUUGCAGCAUAGCUCUUGAUGUCUGGUAGAAUUGAGAGCAGUUCGAAGUAGCACGUUAAUGUCGACAAAUGUGAUUGGGCUGAACUACCAAAGAAAUGGAUCUGUCCCUUAGGGCUUAUGAGCAGCAUUGAGAUGAUAAUGAUGAUGAUGAUGAACCAUUGUUGCUUUUUUCCCCCAUUAUUGUGAUAACUUGUGAUUUUAACGUUAAGAAUUUAUCAUUAAUGGAUGAACUGUGCUCCUGCAACUAGCAGGAACGAUUUGGUAAGCUUUAAUUUUUUUUUUUAUGAUUAUUAUUUUAUCUAUUACACAAAAAAAACUUUUUCUUCCUAUGAAAUCACUGUUAGGAAUUUAUAAUAGUUUAUUUGUGUCGCACUGAUCUGUACUAAUCUUUCAUGUCUUUUUCUCACACUGAGCAAAUAAUCCCUCCGGAGUUAAUUUGUUUUUCUGUGUUGAGGAUUACAAUGCAAUUUCUUAUUUUUAGGGCUUGAGAAUGAAAACAGAGUCAGAUCUGUUGUUUUUGUAUCCCUAUGAUAGGAUUUUCUGCAUGUAUCUCGCAAGACUCAUCUCUUGGCUUUUAUUUGAAGUGUUUGGGCAAAACAACAUUAAGUGUGAUCAUGUUAUUAAAAGUCUAAUUUAAAGA